Molecule: messenger RNA, 303 nt
Organism: Wickerhamiella sorbophila
Lineage: Eukaryota; Fungi; Ascomycota; Dipodascomycetes; Dipodascales; Trichomonascaceae
Exons: 1
Coding region: 1-303 (100 amino acids)
Source: RefSeq, a predicted model, not a curated record
AUGAAAUGGCCUUCGAGUCUACAGCGACGGCCGCAUCAGUCAUCCAAUCAAUCAAUGGCAAUUCUUGAUUUGGCUUCUUGGGCUGUUUUUGGCGCCGCUGUUCAGGGCCUCGCCCAAGGUAUUCGUCAGAAGCCUUUGAACUAUAAACCUAUUGGAUACGUGUACUCUGCCACUCUGUUUGUUGCUGUCGGCCUGGCUCUGGAUCAGGUCCGGGCUCGUCAGCGCAGCUUCUUGGAUCGUCGUGUUGCUGUUCUUGCUCAGGAGCGAGCUGCCCGUGGUGUUGAUUUCGCUCGUCAAGAGUAG